Messenger RNA from Oppia nitens, 3114 nucleotides. RefSeq names its product ribosome quality control complex subunit NEMF-like (gene Clbn). The record is from RefSeq and is a predicted model, not a curated record. The coding region runs from base 153 to 3113 and encodes 986 amino acids. Lineage: Eukaryota; Metazoa; Arthropoda; Arachnida; Sarcoptiformes; Oppiidae. The transcript has a single exon. Gene Ontology annotation, molecular function: ribosomal large subunit binding; tRNA binding. Gene Ontology annotation, biological process: rescue of stalled cytosolic ribosome; ribosome-associated ubiquitin-dependent protein catabolic process. Gene Ontology annotation, cellular component: RQC complex.
UUAUUAAAGAAAUAAAUAUUGCAUUUUGUCUUCAAUUUUGUGUAAUAAUCGCUUGAAUAACGAAUUGAAUUCAAUUAUUACUUUAGUUUUGUUAAAGACUUAGUGGUCAUCAUUGAGAUCACAGACAACUGAUCACAACAACAACAACAACAAUGAAGACCCGAUUCUCGACAUUUGACAUAAGUGUCGUUUGCGCCGAACUCAGCCAAUCGCUGGUCGGUAUGCGUGUGAAUCAAGUCUACGAUAUCGACAACAAAACCUAUUUGUUUCGACUUAACAAAAGUGGUCAACAAUCGGAAACCGAAGAAUCGGUCAAAGAGUCGCUGAUCAUUGAAUCGGGAAUACGGAUCCAUUCGACACAAUACGAUUGGCCGAAGAGUAAUACUCCCAAUGGAUUUACAAUGAAAUUGAGAAAACAUCUGAAGAAUAAACGAUUGGAAAGUAUCACUCAAUUAGGUGUUGACCGAGUGGUUGAUCUCAAGUUUGGAUCAAACGAGGCUUCAUAUCAUGUAAUCCUUGAGCUCUACGACAGGGGAAACAUUGUUAUCACUGACUAUCAGUAUAUUAUUUUGAAUAUUCUUCGGCCCCGAAAGUCGGGCGAUGAAGACGUAAAACUUGUGGUCAGAGAGAAGUAUAAUAUUGAAACUGCAAAAACUAUGAAAGACUACAAGACAUUAGUUGGCGACGAACUCAAAGAGGUUUUAGAGAAAGCAAAGGACGGAGAAAAUCUGAAAAAAGUGUUGAAUCCUUUGGUGAUAUUUGGUGCACAACUUCUGGAGCAUUCGUUCAUUGAAUUUGAUUUGAAACCAAAGCUAAACAAAUCUGAUUUGAAUUUAAAUCAAAUUGAAAAGGCAUUGGAUUUGUGUAAUAAUAUUAUGCAAAAUAAAAACGGUUUGUCAAAAGGUUUUAUCAUUCAGAAGGAAGAAAAACGAAUCGGAGAACCAAAUGCUUCUGUCGUUACAUAUCUUGAAUUUCAUCCAAUUUUGUUGAAUCAAUUUAAAGAUAGUAAAGAUCCGAAUCAGAGUUAUAUCGAAACGGAUACCUUUGACAAAGCUGUCGAUAUGUUUUUCUCUAGUAUUGAGAGCCAGAAGAUUGAUGCAAAAGCGCUGAGCCAUGAAAAGGAUGCGAUAAAGAAGUUGGACAAAGUCAAGACCGAUCACAUGAAACGUAUUGAAGCUCUGAAUAAGGUCCAGGAAGAAGACAUUCGCAAAGCACGACUAAUUGAARUGAACAGUGAUAUCGUAGAGAAGGCGCUACUUGUCUUGAGAAGUGCAAUCGCUAACCAGUAUUCGUGGAAAGAUAUUCAGGAACUAAUAGACGACGCCAAGGCUGAAGGAGAUGCUAUUGCCAGUCGUAUAACUGGUUUGAAAUUAGAUAAAAACAACUUCACAAUGAAGUUGAAUGAUCCGUACGAAGAGGCAGACACAGCGUUGGUCGACAUUGACAUUGAUUUGUCCGCCUUUGCAAAUGCAAGAAAAUAUUAUGAUAGACGAAGAAAUGCGGCCAUCAAAGAGCAAAAGACUAUCGAAAGUUCUGCGAAAGCCUUUAAAAGCGCUCAACAGAAGGCCAUGAAAACACUUAAAGAAGUUGCCGUCAAAACUAAUAUUACAAAAGCAAGAAAAGUCUUAUGGUUUGAAAAGUUUCUGUGGUUUGUCAGCUCUGAUAACUAUAUUGUUAUCGCCGGAAGGGAUGCCCAACAAAACGAGUUAAUUGUUAAGCGCUAUAUGAAACCAACCGAUAUCUAUGUCCACGCGGACACACACGGAGCCACUACAGUAGUCAUUAAGAAUGCCAAUCCAACACAACCUAUUCCACCGAAAACAUUGAACGAAGCGGGAGAGGCAGCCAUUUGUUAUAGCUCUGCCUGGGAUUCAAAGACUGUGAUCAGUGCCUUCUGGGUUCAUCCCAAUCAGGUCUCUAAAACGGCUCCUUCAGGUGAAUAUCUAUCUGUGGGUUCUUUUAUGAUCAGAGGAAAGAAAAAUUAUUUGCCACUCAGUCAACUUGUUAUGGGAUUUGGAUAUAUAUUUAAAUUGGACGACGAAAGCACUGAAAGACGUCGUAAUGAAAGAAAGCGAACCAUUUCUUUAAAUUCUGARUUAUCGACAACUACGACAACAAACACAGAAACUGAAUCACAAAUUGAAGAAGAGAUUGUCUGUGAAGACUCGGACUCUGAAGACGAAGCGACUGUUUUUCCCGAUACUAAACCUAAACUUGAUAUUCAAAUGAACGAUACAUCAAAUGAACAGAUUAUUGAUGAAAUCAAUGAAGACGAAAGUCAUACAAUUGUUAAGUCGAAAGAACCCAGAAUUAAGCAAACGAUUACCAAAGCAAAGCUUAGAAACCAGAAAAAUAAUAAAAAUGUUAAUAAAAAUGAUCAAAAAAUUGAUAAAAUUGAUGUAAACGAUGAUAAAAAACAACAACAACCGAAACGCGGACAAAGAGCUAAGUUGAAGAAAAUGAAAGAAAAAUAUAAAGAUCAGGACGAAGAGGAACGGGAGCUUAGAAUGGCUAUAUUGGGACAUAAAAUCGAUAAAAAUAAGUCAAAUAAUAAAAUUACAGAAAAAGACAAAGAAAUUGAUAUAAAAACAAAUGAGAAAAUUAAUGUUAAUAAAGAUCAAGAAAAAGAUGUUAAGAAUAAUGUUAAAGAAUUAUCUGUCAAAUUAAAUGAACAGAAAAUUGAAGACAAGACUGGAAAUAGUGGUGACAAACACAACGAUGAUAAUGAUAAACUUGAUGAACAAGUAGAUGAUGACAAUGAUGAUGAAGAUGAAGAUGUUGGAACAGCUGUUGGCCAAUCGGAUGACGUUAAAAUAGUUGAAACACUAACUGGUGUUCCUCUUAGUGAAGAUAAUCUUUUGUUUGCCAUUCCUGUUUGUGGUCCAUAUUCUGCAAUCAAUGGCUAUAAAUAUAAAGUAAAAGUAAUGCCCGGAACCAGUAAAAGAGGAAAAGCAGCCAAAACUGCCACUCAAUUAUUUCUUAGAGAUAAAACUGGAACACAAAGAGAAAAAGAUUUAUUAAAAGCUGUCAAAGAUUUGGAUAUUUCGAAGAAUAUUCCGGCAAAAGUCAAGAUAACAGCUCUGAACUUGAAUUCUGUUAAGUCUAAGAAAUAGU